Helianthus annuus (common sunflower) is the source of this 2067-nucleotide messenger RNA. RefSeq lists its product as uncharacterized. The transcript is spliced from 4 exons. Lineage: Eukaryota; Viridiplantae; Streptophyta; Magnoliopsida; Asterales; Asteraceae. Gene Ontology annotation, molecular function: nucleic acid binding; RNA-DNA hybrid ribonuclease activity. Bases 1 to 2067 code for a protein of 688 amino acids. The record is from RefSeq and is a predicted model, not a curated record.
AUGUUCGAGAAGUUCUUUAACCGUUUAAGUAAUGAAGAGCGAUCAAGGCUUCAACCCUCUGGAACCUCCAUAAAGGGCAUUGCUGAUAUACCCCUCAAGCCUUUAGGGCAACUGACACUGAAUGUUCGUUUCAGUGAAGGUCAGAAGGAAAGGAUCCAGCCACUCACCUUCGUGGUUAUCAACAUACCUUCGAACUAUGACGUGAUCAUAGGAAGACCGGGACAAUGUGCCUUCUUCAUGGUCGUGUCUGUUGGGCAUGGCACGGUAAAAUUCCCAACCGAGAGGGGGAUAGCAACCCUUCAACCCUCUCAAGAGGCCUACGUGGUUGAAGGCGAAAGUCCCAGAAGUGAAGAAGACAAGCAAAGGCUUAUCACAAAUCCUAAGUACCCUGAACAAAGAAUAAGGAUCAACCUAAGCCUUUCACAAGAAACUCUCUCUUAUUUGGAAAAGUUGUUGACACAUUACAGCGAUGUCUUCGCUUGGUGUCCGGAAGAUAUGACAGGAAUCCCCCGAAACAUUGCUGAGCAUGAGUUAAGAAUACCUCCCGAUGUUAAACCUGUGGUCCAAAAGAAAAGAAGCUUAGCACCAGAAAGAAGCCUGGCUGCUUACUUCAAAGAUCUCAACAAAGCUUGUCCUAAGGACUGCUAUCCACUACCAGAAAUUGACCUCAAGGUUGACUCGCUCACCGGUUACCCUUUCAAAUGCUUUCUCGAUGCUUACAAAGGGUAUCAUCAAAUACUCAUGAAAGAGGAAGACGAAGAAAAGACGGCGUUCCACACUGAUAAAGGAAUCCUCUGUUACAAGAAGAUGCCCUUUGGACUAAAGAACGCCGGAGCAACCUACCAACGUCUGGUGAACAAAGCUUUUGCAAGUCAAAUUGGCAAAAACAUGGAAGCCUAUGUCGAUGACUUGGCUAACCCAAACAAAGUAAAAGCUGUCCUCGAAGCCAAGCCACCAAAAACCAAAAAAGAGGUUGAAAGCUUAAAUGGGAAACUGGCUGCCUUGAAGCGUUUCACCUCCAAGCUGGCUGAAAGGUCCCUACCCUUCUACAAAAUACUUAAAAAUUGUUCUGAUAAGAAGGACUUCAAGUGGACUGAUGAGGCUAAGGAAGCCUUCAACCAGAUGAAGCAACACCUUGCUUCCUUGCCAGACAUCGCAGCUCCAGAAACAGGAGAGUUAAUUUCAGUCUACCUAUCAAUUGCUGAGGAAGCUAUAAGUGCAGUCCUCACAAUCGAACAAAACACGGCUCAGGUACCUGUUUACUUCUUUAGCAAAACUUUAAAAUUGGCUGAGACCAAAUAUCCUCCCCUUGAAAAUCUUGCCCUAGCCUUAGUUCAAACAGCUAGAAGGCUUAGGAGGUAUUUCCAAACACAUCCCAUACAAGUGGUCACGGACCAACCUGUUAAAAAUGUGCUUGAAAAACCUGAGAACUCGGGAAGAUUGGCGAAAUGGGCGGUGGAGCUAGGUGAACACAACAUCACAUAUGUCCCACGAAAAGCUAUUAAUGCCCAAGUUUUGGCCGACUUCAUUGUGGAAGUCCCAAACCAAAUAAAUAACGAAGUAAACACUGCCAUCGCUGAACCCUUCAACCCUGAAGCUUGGAAGCUAUUCACCGACGGAGCUUCAAGCGUUGAAGGGUCAAGGGCUGGGCUAGUUUUAAUCAACCCAGAAGGGUUGGAAUUCACAUAUGCUCUUCGUUUUGAUUUUCAUACCACCAAUAAUGAAGCUGAAUACGAGGCACUAAUCAUCGGCUUAAGGCUGGCUAAAGAAAUAAAAGUUCAAAAGCUUGAAGUGUUCACAGACUCAUUAUUAGUCUCGAGCCAAGUCAACGAUAGCUAUGUCGCCAAAGAACCCAAUAUGAGAAGAUAUAAGGAAAAAUCCAAAGAGCUGAUGAAUACCUUCCAAACGUGCAGUGUCAAACAAAUUCCCAGAUCCCAAAACAAAAAGGCUGAUGCCUUAAGUAAGCUAGCAUCUCUCACCUUCGCCCACCUCACCAAAAAGGUGUUGGUAGAAGUGUUGAAGGCUCCAUCAAUUGAUGAAUUGGAGGUUGUAGUUUCAGUUGCUUGA